Molecule: messenger RNA, 2355 nt
Organism: Phlebotomus argentipes
Lineage: Eukaryota; Metazoa; Arthropoda; Insecta; Diptera; Psychodidae
Product: zinc finger protein 436-like
Exons: 2
Coding region: 411-2291 (626 amino acids)
Biological process (GO): regulation of transcription by RNA polymerase II
Cellular component (GO): nucleus
Molecular function (GO): zinc ion binding; DNA-binding transcription factor activity, RNA polymerase II-specific; RNA polymerase II transcription regulatory region sequence-specific DNA binding
Source: RefSeq, a predicted model, not a curated record
CAGCCGUGCACGGCUGACGGUUGAGCAACACACACAAGCGGCGGCGCGCCGCCCUGUCUGUAUUCGGGCACGCACACACACUGCGCUCUCCGUCCGUGACGACCAUCCGAACGAAGGCCCCCCUGUAUAGUUGAGAAAUGGCUGUCGCCUCUGAAAGGUGACUCCGCUACUCAGUCCACGCCACCGCACUGCAGUUCACUGUGUCGCCCCAGAAACUCUCCGGACGCGAGUGCAAACAGUUCACACGACAAGGUGCACAUUGUUUCUCGCGCGAAAACCCACCGGACAACCAUUCAAGUGCGUGCACACCAACUUUUCGCCACUGUGCGUGUUCUCGCCCACUCAAGCCAUCCGGAGGUGGUAUUCCGUGGUCACUGCAAUCCCGGGCGUGGCCCCAGAACGUCAGCACAAUGAAUACGGUCGCCCUCGAGAAGCUAAAGGAGCAGCAAGCACUCUCGGUAGAGUCGCUCGCGGAUAUUUGCCGUCUCUGCCUGCGCAGCGACAGCGUCCGCUUUGACAUCUUCAACAAUGAGGAGGACUACAAAGUGCCGCUGAGUCAGAGAAUCUACGAUUUCUACAGGAUAAAGGUUUCAAAAACUGACCGCUUGCCAACGAAGAUUUGCCACCACUGCUUGUUCCAGACGGAAGUGCACACGGAGUUCCGAGAAGGAGUUAUGCAGAAUGAGAAGAGACUGCGGCAAUUCACGGCGACUGUGUGGCCAGAGAGUGUAACUGAGCUUGCCGCACAGGAGAGCGAAAUUCAGGAGAAUGGCUCUCCGGAGGAGGAUGAAGUGGAUGAGGAGCGUGUGGCUCAGCCAAGGAGAGAAGUGCAAACGCAGGACGUGAAGGGACUGGAGUGCUUUCCGGACGAGAACAGUCUGGUGACUGUGGUGGAUCCCAACAAAGACUACAGCAGUUCGGAGGAUGAGGAGAGCGAGACUGAGGAGCAGGAGCCAACAGAGGUGGAGCCGGAAAUCGAUCAGGACAGCAUGGAGAUGGCUGCAAACAUGCAAAAUGUCUCGGAGGCACUGAAGAAUAUCUUCAUGUGCAAAUUCUGCGACACAGCCUUCAGCUCGGCGGCUCUGUGCGAAGAGCACGAGGCGAAAUCCCAUCGGCCAGACGCUCCGUAUGGAUGCAAUUUCUGUGAUUUUAGCUGCACCUUCCGCACAUCGCUCAUCCUCCACAUCAGGGAUUGCCAUCGCACGGAGAAGCCCUACAUCUGCUCCACGUGCAACAAGGGCUUCGGUCGGCGGUCGGACUUGAAGAAGCACACCAUUGUGCACACGGGCGUGCGCCCGUUCUCCUGUCCCGUGUGCAACAAAAAUUUCUCCCGGAACACCAACCUGACGAAGCACCUGCGCAUCCACAGCGGUCUGAAACCGCACGUGUGCUCGCGCUGUCCGCGCUCCUUCACCACUCACACGGAUCUCAUGCGACAUCAGCAGGUUCAUUCGGGCGUGCGCCCCUUCCGCUGCUCCAAAUGUCCGGCCACCUUCACGCGGCGCGACAAGAUGCUUCACCAUGAACGAGUGCAUCUGCGGAAGAGCGGCCAAAUUCCGCACACCACCGGGGAUUCUGGUCUGGACCCCGAGAGCAUGGUGAUCUCGCUGGAUCCCUUCGCAAAUAUGAACCCUCAGUUGACGGUGGAGCCGGAAACUGUGGGCGAGGACCACCUGCCGCGCUUCUCUGUGCCAGAUCACAUCCAGAACCUCGAUCUCAUGUUCCCAGAGACGUCCAACACCAGCGACGUGGUAUCCUACGGAGAUCUCAAUGGGUCGGCUGGCGACAAGCGCGUGUGGGUGUGCACCAAGUGCCCCAAGAAGUUCAUCAACAAGUCCUCCUUCAGGGAGCACAUGAACAAGCACACGGGCAUCCGCUGCCACGUGUGCAGCAUCUGCUCCAAGGCGUUCUCGCGGAAGCGCGAACUGGACCGCCACAGUAUUGUGCACACGGGUUUCAAGCCUUUCGAGUGUCUCACGUGCCACAAGCGCUUCGGCAGGAAGGACAAGCUGGUGCGCCACGAGAGAAUCCACAUGGAGGGAAAGCUGUUCGCCUGUGCCGUGUGCGAAGCCGCCUUCACCCGAAAGGACUCCCUGAUCCUGCAUCAGAAGAUCCACGGGAAGCUGGGCCUCAGUGACGAGGUUCCCGGGAGCUUAAUGGUUCCGGAUAUGGCGCAGGACUUCCACACGGCCGGCGUGCUGAGGCAGAUUCCGGAGUUCAUCCCACCCAUGCCGUGGAGUCAGGAGAUGGAGCCCAAAGAUUGUGGCUUUUUUCAGGAAAUGCAGCACUGAAUGCAUUGCAUUAGUGAUAGAUUUGACAAAUCUAUCAAGCUUCCCAUUUCACCAAGGAAUUGUA